AUGAAGUUUCUUCUCAUUUUCCUCUCAUUUUCUAUUUGUCAGGCUUGUUUAGAUAAUGACGUUGAGAUCAAUGGAAGGUAACUUGUCUUCUGAAUAACAAUGUUCCACAAAAAUCUAAUUUUAGAUGCUUCCGUUUCAUCGAAGAUUAUGUUUCAUGGACAAAUGCGUCGGAAAGAUGUUGGAGUCAAGAUUUAUAUUUCGCCAGUGUCAGAAGUAAUUACGAAGCUAGAAUGAUUGGAGGUAUAGAAUUCAGAUCAUGUUGAAUAUCACAAAUCGAGUUUUACAGAAGCUGCCCUUCAGAAGUUUUCCGUUGACCCAAAUUAUUUCUGGAUAGGUUUACGUAACACAUCAAUCGGUUUUGAAUGGGAUGAUUAUGCUCCCCUCGAUUAUUUCAAUUGGGCUCCCAACUUUCCUGAUUCAUUUCCCUAUGUAGCUUCAUCAACCUAUAAUUAUAAAUGGGUAACAACACCUGGAGAAGAGGUUCUUCCCUAUGUUUGCGAGUAUUUCGAAGCAACAACAGUUGCCUAUCCUCAAACUACAAUCACUAAAAAAUCGGGUGGAUGUCUAGAAAACGAUUUGAUUCUUGGAAAUCGAUGUUACUAUUUUAAUCGAGAUCAAUUAUUGAGAAGUGAGGCGGAAAAAAUAUGCGAGAAUCAAGGAAAAACAUUGGCGAUUUUCGAUACACUUUCUCAAAUUGCCCAUAUUUCAUGUAAGCUUUUGAUUUUAUAAGAAGAAAUCUUGAUUAUAAAAUUUUCAGCUUACGCUCAAUCACAAUUCGGCACAACUUACACAAGUUUUUGGAUUGGUCUCCUUCGUAGCUCAUCCACGUCACCAUUCUAUUGGCAGGAUGGAACUUCGGCAGUUGUCACAAAUUGGUCACCGGGUUAUCCGUAUGGUGGGCAACUUUAUGUUGGGCAGGAUAUUGCGAACACAAAGUGGAGGACUUUUAAUUUGGAUGAUGUUUUGUUUUCGGUUUGCAGUGGGGUUUUGUGA
Messenger RNA from Caenorhabditis angaria, 993 nucleotides. The record is from the annotation of a GenBank genome assembly. Lineage: Eukaryota; Metazoa; Nematoda; Chromadorea; Rhabditida; Rhabditidae.